AUGUGUUUGAACAGUGGAUAUCAAUGCAACUGUUUGACCGAUGGCGACCCUUGUGAACCAUGCAGCAUGACGGCCAAAGACAGGGAGACGGAGGAGGCCCACCUGUCCAACAACACCAAUGCACCGGGUGGAGUGGAGAGCGCAUGCGAGCCCGACUCGACCACCCCUUCCACGGGAGUCGGGAAGGAGAAGAGUCAAAACUGGGGAUGGAUGCUGUCCGGGAUCAUUUGCGUCAACAUUUUGAUCCUGGGCUGCGCCUUGGUCAGCGGCAGUGCCGAAAACAAUGUAAAGAUCGGCAGCGCUGACCUGCAGGUCUUCCUCAUCAUCCUCCUCCUCCUCACCACCAUCUGGAUGGUUUAUUAUGUCAUCGACACGGCCAGGACGAAGGAUGCUGUUGAUUACAAGGACGGCCAUGCUGGACCUGUGUGGCUGCGGGGAGGACUCGUGCUAUUUGGAUUGCUCAGCAUCAUCAUGGAUAUUUUCAAGAUAGCCAGCUAUGCAGGCUACCUCCACUGCGAUUCUGCCGUGAAGGUUGCAUUUCCUGUGGUGCAACUUGUCUUCGUACUCGUGCAGACAUACUUUUUGUGGACACACUCCAAGGCCUGUGUGCAGCUACAAAGGAAUAUUACACGCUGUGGGCUGAUGCUCACCCUGUCCACAAAUCUAGUCGUGUGGAUGACUGCGGUCACUGAGGAGUCCCUUCACCAAACAACAUUUCCCGAAUAUCCGAGCAACGUCACUAAAAUCUCAGGACGAAGAAUGUACAUGGAUAGAGCGGGUUAUGGAGACGAAGCAUGUACGUGCAGCCACACUUCAUGCAGCAUCUUCAAGGAGGCCUACUACUACCUGUACCCCUUCAACAUUGAGUACAGUCUCUUUGCCUCAGCCAUGACAUACAUCAUGUGGAAAAAUGUGGGCAGAGUAACAGAAGAACACGAUCACCACAUCAAAUUCCAAAUGAAGGAUGUAUAUUUCGGUCCUGUUGCAGGAUUAAUCUUAGUGGUGUCGGGCCUGGCAACCUUCAUCGUGUAUGAGAUGGAAAUUAUCAAAGGAGAUAGUGAUGAUGACCAGAAAGACAGAGCAAUAAUGAUGCACUUUGUCAUGAAUAUAGUCAUUGUGACCCUGAUGUCCCUCUCUACUGUGAUUGGCUGUGCCAUCUACAAGGUGGACCACAGGGAGCACGUAUUAGAGAAAAACCCAACGCGGAGCCUGGAUGUGGGGCUGCUGGUUGGAGCUUCACUCGGACAAUUUAUCAUCAGCUACUUCAGCAUCGUAGCGAUGGCUGCAACUGGAGCCAAAGGCUACCUGAACGGGCUCAACCUGACCUGGGCUAUACUCAUGGUGAUCCAACUUGGCCUGCAAAACUUUUUCAUCAUCGAAGGGCUACAUCGGGAGCCCUACCACGAGGUGCGCCUCGUCACUGUGGUUGCAAAUCCAUAUGUGCUGCAGCCGGGCAAAGAACUGAGCAUCUAUGAAGGAACCGACAUGGACGCCAAGCCCAGACCGGUGCUCACAGCACACUGCCUGCACGGACACGCGGCCGAGCACAGACCCAAACUGUUGUGGAAGAGACGGGUUUUGAAGGAGGUGUGCGUGUUUCUGCUGUUGGGCAACGUCAUACUGUGGAUCAUGCCGGCAUUCGGCGCUCGACCCCAGUUUGACCACGACACUGAAACGGAAUUCUACAAAUUCAACAUGUGGGCUGCGAUUGUAAAUGUUGGACUUCCCUUUGGCAUUUUUUACCGCAUGCAUUCAGUCGCCAGUCUGUUUGAGGUCUUUCUGACCUCAUAACACUGCAGGAGUUCAGCCAACCUCAGCCAACUGUUUUGACAACAUGAAGUUGUUUUGUAUAAAUUGCAGUUUGUUUUGAUGAUUCUUUGUUCUUACUUUAUAAAUUGUGAAAGUGCAAGUUUGUCAAACAAUGUCUCUCGUGAUAAUCCUGAAUAUGUAAAAAUUGAAAUGUAUUCAAAAUAUUAUUAUAAGUCAAAAAAAGAUUGUCAAGCUAAUCUGG
Pseudoliparis swirei is the source of this 2011-nucleotide messenger RNA. Its product is annotated as proton channel OTOP2-like. The transcript has 6 exons. Lineage: Eukaryota; Metazoa; Chordata; Actinopteri; Perciformes; Liparidae. Bases 1 to 1791 code for a protein of 596 amino acids. The record is from RefSeq and is a predicted model, not a curated record. Gene Ontology annotation, molecular function: proton channel activity. Gene Ontology annotation, cellular component: membrane. Gene Ontology annotation, biological process: proton transmembrane transport.